CAGAAUUUUGUUGUACUUUAAGAGAUCUCUUGAAAUAAAAUUUAUAUUAUUUUAAGCACUUAAUUGUUUUAAUAGUUCAUAAUUUUUAAGAUUAUUAUAUAUUUCGUUACAUUUAUUAGCCAUGAAGACAUUCUCGCCAUCGGUGGUCAUCAUAUGCCUGCUGUACAUCACGUCAACCAUCUGUGACAUCAGUAUUCAGGACCGGAGGAUACGCGAAGCCAAACAACUCGAUGACCACAGAAAGGUUAACGCAGUCGACCGUAGGAUAGCUCAACCCAUCGCUGAUUAUAGGUCAGCGAAACAAGAGUUGAAAAUCGUGUCGAAAGAACUGACGCUCGACUCGAGCGCCGGGAAGACUCGGAUCGACGAGACUCUCGACUCGAGCGCAGAGAAUCCGAUUCCGAGCGAAGAGAGACACGCGUUGAACGACGAGAAGAUUCAGACCGACGAGACUCCCGUCUUGAGCGCCGGGAGGAUACUGACCGACGGGACUCUCGACUCGAACGCCGAGAAGAUUCCGAUC
Messenger RNA from Oppiella nova, 523 nucleotides. The record is from the annotation of a GenBank genome assembly. Lineage: Eukaryota; Metazoa; Arthropoda; Arachnida; Sarcoptiformes; Oppiidae.